AUGAAUUUUCUAGUGAAUGUCAGAUUUCCAGAUUUAAGUAAGCUCGUUAUUCGCCUUCACUAUUCAAGAUAUCAGCACACAAAAGUAUCAUCUAUUAAAAAACAUAAAAAUCUAGUUUGUCUUGUUCAUCUUUCUCAAUUAUCUGUGUGGAUACUUAUCAGAACUUCCAAUCGAUCGCCUGAUCAAGCAAAAGCUUUAAGUGCAAUAUCUAAUGAUUUAAAUUUUAAAGAAUCAAAUAUAUUUUUUGAGCUUUUAAUGAGACUGCACUGGAUCAAAGCCAUACUUAAAACAUUGACUCCAUUACAACUGCAGUCACAAUUUAUGCUCAUUCCUACCAUAUAA
Messenger RNA from Clunio marinus, 342 nucleotides. The record is from the annotation of a GenBank genome assembly. NCBI's taxonomy places the organism in Eukaryota, Metazoa, Arthropoda, Insecta, Diptera, Chironomidae.